AUGAGUUCCGAUGCCGAGAUGGCCCAGUAUGGGCCAGCGGCCAUCUUUCUCCGCAAACCUGAGAAGGAGAGAGUCGAGGCUCAGAACCGACCAUUUGAUGCCAGAACAGCCUGCUUUGUGCCUAAUGCCAAGGAGCUGUACAUCAAAGGUCUAAUCCAGAACAAAGACUGUGGCCAAGUCACUGUGAAGACUGAAGCUGAUGAGAUUGUAACAGUCAAGGAGGAAGACUGCCAUCCCAUGAAUCCCCCAAAGUACGAUAAGAUUGAGGACAUGGCCAUGAUGACCCACCUCAAUGAGCCCUCUGUGCUGUUUAACCUCAAAGAUCGUUAUGCAGCGUGGAUGAUUUAUACCUACUCUGGGCUCUUCUGUGUCACUGUAAACCCUUACAAGUGGCUGCCUGUGUACGACCCAAUUGUGGUGGCGGCCUACAGAGGGAAGAAGCGCAUGGAGGCCCCACCUCACAUUUUCUCCGUUUCUGAUAAUGCAUAUCAAAAUAUGCUUACAGAUCGUGAGAACCAGUCUGUCCUGAUCACUGGAGAAUCCGGUGCAGGGAAGACUGUCAACACCAAGCGUGUCAUCCAGUACUUUGCGACAAUCGCAGUGGCUGGUGGCGACAAGAAAGAGCACUCCUCUGGUAAAAUACAGGGGACACUGGAAGAUCAAAUCAUUUCAGCGAACCCUUUGCUGGAGGCAUUCGGGAACGCCAAGACUGUGAGGAAUGACAACUCCUCACGAUUUGGUAAAUUCAUCAGGAUUCACUUUGGAACCACAGGAAAACUGGCUUCUGCGGAUAUUGAAACCUAUUUGCUGGAAAAGUCAAGAGUGUCGUUCCAGUUGUCUGAAGAGAGGAGCUACCACAUCUUCUACCAGAUACUGACUGGCCACAAACCAGAGCUUAUAGAAAUGCUUCUCAUAACAACAAACCCAUAUGACUACCCCAUGAUUAGUCAGGGGCAGAUCACUGUGGCCAGCAUCGACGACAAAGAAGAGCUGGUUGCUACAGAUACAGCCACUGAUGUAUUGGGCUUUACCACCGAUGAGAAAAUGUCCAUCUACAAGCUGACAGGCGCUGUGAUGCAUUAUGGAAACAUGAAGUUCAAGCAGAAGCAGCGGGAGGAGCAGGCGGAGCCCGAUGGCACAGAGGUGGCAGACAAAGUGGCUUUCCUCAUGGGUCUAAACUCCGCUGACUUGUUGAAAGGCCUCUGCUACCCCAGAGUGAAAGUGGGGAAUGAAUAUGUCACCAAGGGCCAGACAGUCCCCCAGGUCACCAAUUCAGUUGGUGCUCUGGCCAAGUCUGUCUAUGAGAAGAUGUUCUUAUGGAUGGUUAUUCGAAUCAAUGAGAUGCUGGACACCAAGCAACCAAGACAGUUCUUCAUUGGGGUGUUGGACAUCGCUGGAUUUGAAAUAUUUGAUUACAACAGCAUGGAGCAACUCUGCAUUAAUUUCACCAACGAGAAGCUGCAACAGUUUUUCAACCACCACAUGUUUGUGUUGGAACAAGAGGAGUACAAGAAAGAAGGGAUUGACUGGGAGUUCAUUGACUUUGGUAUGGACUUGGCAGCCUGCAUUGAGCUCAUUGAAAAGCCAAUGGGCAUCUUCUCCAUCCUUGAAGAGGAGUGUAUGUUCCCCAAGGCAUCAGACACUUCUUUUAAGAACAAACUUUAUGACCAGCAUCUUGGAAAAAACAAUGCUUUCCAAAAGCCAAAGGUUGUCAAAGGCAAGCCUGAGGCUCACUUUACUCUGGUGCACUAUGCCGGCACUGUGGACUACAACAUCUCCGGCUGGCUGGAGAAGAACAAAGACCCUCUGAAUGAGUCUGUGGUGCAGCUGUACCAGAAGUCAUCAAUGAAAUUGCUGUCCUUCUUGUAUGCUUCAUUUUCUGGUGCUGAAGCAGAUGCUGGUGGCAAAGGUGCAAAGAAAGGAGCUAAGAAGAAAGGCGGCUCAUUUCAGACGGUGUCUGCAGUUUUCAGGGAAAAUCUUGGAAAACUAAUGACAAAUUUGAGGAGCACCCAUCCUCAUUUUGUGCGUUGCCUGAUUCCAAAUGAGAUAAAAACUCCAGGUAUCAUGGACAAUCACUUGGUUAUCCACCAGCUGCGCUGUAACGGUGUGCUGGAGGGUAUCAGGAUCUGCAGGAAGGGAUUCCCCAGCAGGAUUAUUUAUGCUGACUUCAAGCAGAGGUACAAAAUCCUUAAUGCCAGUGCCAUCCCUGAAGGACAGUUCAUUGAUGGAAAGAAAGCUGCAGAGAAGCUUCUUGGUUCAAUCGAUGUUGACCACACUCAGUACAGAUUUGGGGCUACAAAGGUCUUCUUCAAAGCUGGCUUACUCGGCACUCUAGAGGAGCUGCGAGAUGAAAAACUAGUUUCUCUAGUGACCCAGACUCAAGCCCUGUGUCGUGGUUAUCUCAUGAGGAAAGAAUUCUCCAAGUUAAUUGCUCAAAAAGACUGUGUCUGGAUUCUGCAAUAUAACCUGCGCUUGUUCAUGAAUGUGAAGCACUGGCCAUGGAUGAAGCUGUUCUUUAAAAUAAAGCCACUUCUGAAGAGUGCAGAGACUGAAAAGGAAAUGGCAACCAUGAAAGAGGACUUCAUCAAAUGUAAGGAGGAUCUGGCUAAGUCAGAGUCGAAGAGGAAGGAUCUUGAGGAGAAAAUGGUUUCUCUUUUACAGGAGAAAAAUAACCUCCUUUUGCAAGUGCAAUCUGACUCAGAAAAUCUUUGCGAUGCAGAGGAGAGAUGCGAAGGCUUGAUCAAGAGCAAAAUCCAGCUGGAGGCCAAACUCAAAGAGGUGACCGAGAGACUGGAGGAUGAGGAGGAAAUGAACGCUGAGUUGACUGCCAAGAAGCGGAAACUUGAAGACGAAUGCUCUGAGCUCAAAAAGGACAUUGAUGACCUGGAGAUCACUCUGGCUAAAGUAGAGAAGGAGAAACAUGCGACAGAAAACAAGGUGAAAAACCUGAUGGAGGAGCUGGCUGCUCAGGAUGAAAACAUUGGCAAACUGACCAAAGAGAAGCGAGCCCUUCAGGAGGCUCAUCAACAGGCACUGGAUGAUCUCCAAGCCGAGGAAGACAAAGUCAACUCUCUGGCCAAAGCCAAGGCGAAGCUUGAACAGCAAGUGGAUGAUCUUGAGGGUUCACUGGAGCAGGAAAAGAAGAUCCGCAUGGACCAGGAAAGAGCCAAGAGGAAGCUCGAGGGGGAUCUGAAACUCACACAAGAAUCCCUGAUGGACCUGGAAAAUGACAAACAACAAUCUGAGGAGAAGAUUAAGAAAAAAGAAUUUGAAAACAACCAGCUGCUCAGCAAGAUUUCAGACGAGCAAACAAUUAACAACCAGUUUCAGAAGAAGAUAAAGGAGCUCCACGCUCGUAUUGAAGAACUAGAGGAAGAAGUUGAGUCUGAACGAGCCGUCAGGGCAAAGAUCGAGAAGCAGAGGUCCGACCUCACCAGGGAGAUCGAGGAGAUCAGCGAGAGGCUGGAGGAGUCCGGAGGAGCCACGGCCGCUCAGAUCGAGAUGAACAAGAAGCGGGAAGCCGAGUUCCUCAAACUGCGGCGUGACCUGGAGGAGUCCACGCUGCACCACGAGGCCACAACUGCCGCGCUGCGCAAGAAGCAGGCGGACAGCAUGGCUGAGCUGGGAGAGCAGAUCGAUAACCUCCAGAGAAUCAAACAGAAACUGGAAAAGGAAAAGAGUGAGAUGAGAAUGGAGAUCGACGAUUUGUCUGUUAAUAUGGAGACAGUUGCAAAAACCAAGGUCAACCUGGAGAAGUCGUGUCGCUCACUUGAAGAUCAGCUUCUGGAGCUAAAGACCAAGAAUGAUGAAAACAUGCGGCAAAUUUGUGAUCUCACCAAUCAGAGGGCUCGGUUUCAAGCUGAAAAUACUGAAUGCUCGCGUCAAAUGGAAGAGAGAGAGAGUCUCAUCUCCCAGCUGACGAGAGGGAAACAGGGAUUCACCACACAGAUUGAUGAGCUGAAAAGACUGAUCGAGGAGGAAACAAAGGCAAAAAACGCCCUGGCUCACAGUUUACAGUCGGCCCGUCAUGACUGUGACCUCCUGCGAGAGCAGUAUGAGGAGGAGCAGGAGGCCAAAGCUGAGCUGCAGCGCAGUUUGUCCAAAGCAAACACUGAGGUGGCUCUGUGGAGGAACAAAUAUGAGACUGAUGCCAUCCAACGCACCGAGGAGCUGGAGGAAGCAAAGAAAAAGCUCGCCCAGCGCCUCCAAGAGGCUGAAGAACAUAUUGAGGCAGUGAACUCAAAGUGUGCCUCGCUGGAGAAAACUAAACAGAGACUUCAGAAUGAGAUGGAGGAUCUCAUGGUGGAUGUGGAAAGGUCCAACAGCUUAGCUGCCACCCUCGACAAGAAGCAGAGAAGCUUUGACAAGGUCGUAGCUGAGUGGAAGCAGAAGUACGAGGAGUCUCAGGCGGAGCUGGAAAGCUCUCAGAAAGAGUCUCGAUCUCUGAGCACUGAGCUUUUCAAACUGAAGAACUCCUACGAAGAAGCACUGGAUCAUCUGGAGACCAUGAAAAGGGAAAAUAAAAACCUGCAACAGGAGAUCUCAGACUUGACGGAGCAACUCGUGGAGGCCGGCAAGACAAUUCAUGAGCUGGAGAAGUUCAAGAAGCAGGUGGAGACAGAAAAAUAUGACAUGCAAACCUCCCUUGAAGAAGCUGAGGCUUCCCUGGAGCAAGAGGAGUCCAAGAUCCUGCGUGUGCAGAUGGAGCUGAACCAGUUAAAGGCUGAAGUUGACAGAAAAAGGCCAGGAAUGCUGAGGAGAAGGCUAAGAAGGCCAUCACUGAUGUAA
Epinephelus moara (kelp grouper) is the source of this 4788-nucleotide messenger RNA. Its product is annotated as myosin heavy chain, fast skeletal muscle-like. The record is from RefSeq and is a predicted model, not a curated record. Gene Ontology annotation, cellular component: myosin complex. Lineage: Eukaryota; Metazoa; Chordata; Actinopteri; Perciformes; Serranidae. Gene Ontology annotation, molecular function: ATP binding; actin filament binding; cytoskeletal motor activity. The coding region runs from base 1 to 4788 and encodes 1595 amino acids. The transcript is spliced from 33 exons.